Atta colombica is the source of this 1168-nucleotide messenger RNA. RefSeq names its product muscle-specific protein 20. The record is from RefSeq and is a predicted model, not a curated record. The transcript has 4 exons. Gene Ontology annotation, molecular function: actin binding. Gene Ontology annotation, biological process: actomyosin structure organization. NCBI's taxonomy places the organism in Eukaryota, Metazoa, Arthropoda, Insecta, Hymenoptera, Formicidae. The coding region runs from base 111 to 617 and encodes 168 amino acids.
CGUCGCGACGCGCGGCGUCCGAUUUAGUUUCUACUCGACAUCAUCGAAGUUUCAAAGUCACACGCAAUCCGGAAAAGUCAUCGUCGCCGAGGAAACAACGCAACAACAGAAUGCCGAGCCGUAAUAAGGAACAGGAAGCCGAGAUUCUCGCCUGGAUCGAAGCUGUAUUAGGCGAGAAGCUCCCAUCAGGAAACUACGAUGACAUUUUAAAAGAUGGUGUAAUCCUUUGUAAUUUAAUCAACAAACUUGCGCCUGGAUCGGUCAAAAAGAUUCAAAGCAAGGGCACCAAUUUCCAGCUUAUGGAAAAUAUUCAAAGAUUCCAAGCGGCGAUCAAAAACUACGGUGUCCCACAAGAAGAAAUUUUUCAAACAGCUGAUCUCUUCGAGAAACGCAACAUCCCUCAAGUCACCCUUUGCUUAUAUGCUUUAGGCAGACUUACGCAGAAACAUGAUUGGACCGGGCCAAGUUUAGGACCGAAAAUGGCGGAAGAGAACAAGAGAACCUUUACUGAUGAUCAACUUCGUGCUAGCGAGGGUCACCUGGGUCUUCAGAUGGGAUACAAUAAGGGUGCCAGCCAGGCUGGUCACGGUGGCUUUGGAAAUACUCGACAUAUGUAAAUUUUUUUUAUAGAAAUGAAUUAACACACAUCUGUAUCAUAUACGUCUACAAUGACUGGUUAGACUACCGAACACAGGAAGUAUGAUAUAAUAAAAAUAUUGAAAUAAGUCGCAUUUUUUAACCGCGCGUAUUAAAUAUGUGUGUGAAAUAAUAAGGAUAUUACGAUUUAAAGUAUAUUUGUCAAAUUUAUGAAGUCCGUAAAAAAUUGCAAAUAACUGAUCUGUUUUUUUAUCGGUUAUUAUUGACAUAAAUGAGAUCGAAUAAUUUGUGUUGACACUACUUUCUUUACAAGAAUAAUCAUUUCUUUCAUACUGUCGCGAAUGUAUACGCAUUCUCUACAGUAUUUAUUAUUAACUUGACUUAUAUUAUCCUUUAAUCAAUCUUUAGAUAUCGAUGUUUAGUUAAUUUAUUCAUUAUUUUAUUCUUUUUUCUAUAUCAAAUAUUAAUUAUGUAUAGCAAUAUUCAUUUUCUAUCUAGUCAUGGAAGAAUAUAUUUUUUAUACGAAUUCGUAACAGUAUGUAAUUUACAUGUAAAUGUAAGUCCGAAACUC